AUGCGGCCGGAUAAUUUACGAUCUAACGAUCCACGGCAUUCGCUACUGAAAGCACCCACAGCUGAGCUAUGUUUCAAUAAAUGUGAUCACAAAUGCUCAAAACGUGCAAUCAGCAGGGACUUUGGUUUGCUAGAUGCUGGCUUACGUAUGAUCAAUCAGGAAGUGAAAAAGAUGUUGGAUCUAAGUGAGCGUAUAUUAGCCAAAAAGUGGGGAGUUCAAACUACUCAUCAACGGGUCUUGACAAGAAAACGAUUCCAUAUACGAAGACGGCCAAGUGUACCUAAUGAGGCCAGAACCACAAGAAGACUCGAGUUCGAACCAGAAGAACUGUGGCCCAUUCGUAAAGGGCGAUGUCGUAGUGCAGCACCGGAUUUGAUUCGACGUCAGCACUCGACUGAUCAUUAUGGUUCUUAUGCGGAGCGACAGAACUUUUGGGAACUGGAUCAAACUGCCCAGCAUAACUCUGCUUUGAUUAAUGAACCCAAUCAGUCUGAGGUCCCAGAACGUGUAUCGUCGCUUCAAGAUAAGAAUUCACAAAAGCCAAGCAGGCGCAACACGAUUGUGUCGGUUAAUCGGAAAGAAGAAGGACAGGACGAGACGCAUCACACACUAGAACCUCCUGAUCUGAUGCCACGGUCACCGGCAUCCACAACUUGGGCUAAAUUAUCCCCGGAGCGCACGAUAUCUAUGGACACAUUGGAGAUACUUGGUGCCAUCGAACGCCCAGAUACGAUUGAAAAUUUAUCUCGUCGUCAGUUGGAAAAGGAAAUUCAUCGAUCACCGUCCCCUAUAAACGCUACCACGAGGCCACAUCGUAAAGAGACAUCGAAACCCUUACCCAAUCAGGAAAUAGCCCCUGUCACUCAGAGCGCUGAGCCGUUAACACCCGCGAGCUCAUCACCCAACCAAACAACAUACAUAGUACCUAUCGCCUACCCGAGUAUUUUAUACUAUCCGGUAGCACAACCUACAACAUACACCGAUUUCAGGUCACAGGCAGGUGUUCCACCGAUAUCUGCCAAUGGCGUAUUGGUACAAUCAAAUCCAACGUCGAUAAUGCCUGUGCAGCAGUUAUGUCCACCACCAAUAGUUUACGGUUCGUGUGUCACGCCCACUCUAUCCCCACCGGUCUUUCAACAAACAGUGUUUUUGCCCAGCACAUUUCAUCUGUUGUCAUAUCAGGCUCUGUGA
This is a messenger RNA of Echinostoma caproni, 1191 nucleotides long. The record is from the annotation of a GenBank genome assembly. Lineage: Eukaryota; Metazoa; Platyhelminthes; Trematoda; Plagiorchiida; Echinostomatidae.